AUGGACAUUGAAAAAGCAUAUGAUACCAUGAGUUGGAAUGCUAUUCUUGCUACCCUUUACCUGAUGAAUUUUCCUAGUAAAUGGAUCUCUUGGAUUAGGGCUUGCAUUAGUUCUGCUUCAUUUUCCCUUCUAAUCAAUAAACAGCCGACCUCCUGGAUUAAGCCUUCUAGGGGCCUUCGUCAAGGUGAUACUCUGUCAUCCUAUCUUUUUAUCCUUGUUGUGCAGAACCUGUCGGCUAUUCUGAAUUUUGCUAUGCAAAGCCAAAUUAUUCUUGGUUUCAAUCCUUCGCUCAGAAACAACUUCAAUCAUCUUAUGUAUGCCGACGAUUUGAUUCUUAUUACUCAGGCGACCAGGAAAUCUGCUCGUAAUAUCAAUCUUUGUUUUUCUAUUUAUGAGAGAUUGACUGGUCAACGAGCUAAUAAGUAUAAAUCUAGCAUGUAUUUUCCUUCCUCAUUCAAUUGCAGACUGAAAAACAGCAUUUGUAGCAUCCUUGGGUUCAAUUCUGCUGCAUGUCCGUUAACAUAUUUAGGGAUGACUAUCUCACCCAAACGCUUAGCAAUUUCCAAUUUUACCAGCUUGCUUGCUAAAGUUGAAAACACCCUAUCUAUCUGGAAACGCUUUAGAAUUUCUAUGGCUGGCAAAACAAUUCUCAUUAACUCAGUCCUCAUGUCUACUCCUGUCUACUACCUUUCAGUCUAUCCUAUCCCUGACACCAUCUUGGAUGGUAUUUCUAAGCUUGCUAGGACUUUCUUUUGGUCAAAAGGGGGCAAUAAAAAAGGCAUGAGCUCUGUAAAAUGGACAGAUAUUACACUUGCGCAGACUGAGGGGGAUCUCUCUAUUCGCAAUUUGCGUGUUACUAAAACUUCUCUUAUGGCCAAAAAUAUGUUUAGUUAUCUCAAUCAUCAGAACUCCAUCUGGGUGGAUAUCUUACUUGAUAAAUAUGGCUAUGUUAAUUUCUGGACCGAUUCCAUUCUAGCAAAUUGUUCUUGGUUCUUUCGUGGCCUUUGGCAAAAUGCAAAUAUCAUCAAACCUCACAUUUGGCUGCAGCAUUUUCAUCCUGUUCAAACUGACAUUUUGAUGGAUCCGUGGUAUUUUGAAAUCCCGUUGGCUUUUAAACCUACUUAUUUCAAUAUGGAUUUUAAUUUUCAUUUGUUAAGCUUGUCUGAUCUUUAUGAUAAUGGACGCUGGAACUUGUCCACUUUACAUGAAGUGUUUGGUGAUUUUAUGAAUUUGGAUUAUCUUGCCAAUAAUCGCCUCAUCAGUAAUAUGGAAAACAAAUGGGUCUGGUACCCUAAAUCUCAGAAAAAUAAGCUUACGGCUAUGGUUUAUUCUCAUUUCAACAAAUCUAUUGAUUGGCGAGAUGCUUGGGAUGGUUGGGAAAAUGUUUGGCGUCUAAAAGUUGCCCCUAGACCUAAACAUUUUCUUUGGUUGUUGUUUCACAACGGAAUCAAAACUCAUGAGUAUCUUUAUAGACUGAAUCUUGGCCCUCAAACGGUGUGUGGGUUCUGCAGAUUGGAUUUUGAAACCACUGAGCAUUUGUUGAACUCUUGUCCUAAAGCUCAAUUUGUUUGGAGAUAUAUUAGAAAUGCCAUUGGUAAACAAAUCUGCUUCUAUGAUGGCUUCUCUGAAGUGGGUAGCAGUGAGUCUACUAAUGUUGGUGUCGGCUUCUACAUUACUGACUCUGUUUCUAAGUUUAUUGGUGCUGGCUGGUGCAACAACUCUGCAGAUUCAGCAUUAGAAGCUGAUGCUCUCGCUUUGAUUGCGGCAAUGGGAAGCAUUUAUGACUCUGAUAUUCAAAUUCGUACCAUCUUCAUCACAAAUACUGAUCUUCACAGAGCAAUCUUGUCUGAUAAUGCCUCCAUUUCUUGGCGAAUUCAACCAUUGAUUUCCAACAUUACUGACUAUCUCUCCUAUCUUGGAAAUCCCCAGAUUCACAUUGUGCCUAGAUCAUGGAUGAAUGUAGCUGUUAGUUUGGCUUUUCGUGGUCUUAAUUCUCAUGCUCUAACACUCUUUCUUCAAGGUCGUGAUCUCCCAUUUUGGUUAAUGAAGUUGCUCAACAGAAGUGGAAUCCUAUUGUAA
Molecule: messenger RNA, 2079 nt
Organism: Dioscorea cayenensis subsp. rotundata (Guinea yam)
Lineage: Eukaryota; Viridiplantae; Streptophyta; Magnoliopsida; Dioscoreales; Dioscoreaceae
Exons: 2
Coding region: 1-2079 (692 amino acids)
Source: RefSeq, a predicted model, not a curated record